GCCAAUCGCGCGAGGGCCAAGAACACUGCUCUCCUUCCAGGCCGAAGCGAGAGUCCGCGAUGUCCCGCGGGUCGAGCGCGGGCUUUGACCGCCACAUCACUAUCUUCUCGCCCGAGGGCCGCCUCUACCAAGUCGAGUAUGCUUUCAAGGCCAUUAACCAGGGUGGCCUCACGUCGGUGGGGCUGCGGGGCAAGGACUGCGCAGUGAUGGUCACACAGAAGAAAGUGCCCGACAAGCUGCUCGAUUCCAGCACGGUGACGCAGCUCUACAAAAUCACAAACGGGAUCGGCUGCAUGAUGACCGGCAUGACGGCGGACGGGCGCUCACAGGUGCAGCGUGCACGGUAUGAGGCGGCCAACUGGAAGUACAAGUACGGUUACGAAAUCCCCGUGGACAUGUUGUGCAAGCGCAUGGCGGACAUCUCGCAGGUGUACACGCAGAACGCUGAGAUGAGGCCGUUGGGCUGCUGCAUGAUGCUGAUCGGCAUUGACGAGGAACUAGGCCCCCAGCUUUACAAGUGCGACCCGGCCGGGUACUUCUGUGGCUACAAAGCGACGAGUGCGGGUGUGAAGCAAACAGAGGCUAACAGCUUCCUGGAGAAGAAGCUCAAAAAGAAGCCGGAGUGGAGCUUCGAGCAGACUGUGGAGACGGCGAUCACAUGCCUCUCCACCAUUGUGUCGGCCGACUUUAAGCCCUCGGAGAUCGAGGUGGGCAUCGUCACGGUGGACAAUCCCAAGUUCAGGGUCCUCUCGGAGGUGGAGAUCGAUACUCAUCUUGUCGCCAUUGCGGAGAAAGAUUAGUUUUACCGUCAGCGCUGGUUUUUUUUUACAAUAAUUACCGUACUGUUGGGAAUUGACAAAAGAAAAACGAUUGUUUAGGCCCACGCAGGCAUCCUUUGUGAUCUGCGCCAUUGAGCUUCAUGUCAACAGGGCAUCGGGAAAUUCCAUGCAGGUCUCUUACAGGGACUGUCGCCCUCCUUCGCCGGUUGUCGAUUGUCCCAAAAGGCGCGGGCCGGUGGUGGGCAAGUCAGGUAUCCAUUGAUAGUGGUGUACGGUGCGUGUCACUUGACAAUAAAGUGGUUUCGACACUGCA
Lethenteron reissneri (Far Eastern brook lamprey) is the source of this 1092-nucleotide messenger RNA. It is a transcript of the gene PSMA6, whose product is annotated as proteasome 20S subunit alpha 6. Lineage: Eukaryota; Metazoa; Chordata; Hyperoartia; Petromyzontiformes; Petromyzontidae. Gene Ontology annotation, biological process: ubiquitin-dependent protein catabolic process. Gene Ontology annotation, cellular component: proteasome core complex; proteasome core complex, alpha-subunit complex. The record is from RefSeq and is a predicted model, not a curated record.